GAUUGGCAGAGGGGGGUGGAGGACACUGAAUGGAGGCCAGUGAAGGGAUUGGCAGAAAGGGGUGGAGGACACUGAAUGGAGGCCAGUGGAGGGAUUGGCAGAGGGGGGUGGAGGACACUGAAUGGAGGACACUGAAUGGAGGCCAGUGGAGGGAUUGGCAGAGAGGGGUGGAGGACACUGAAUGGAGGCCAGUGUAGGGAUUGGCAGAGAGGGGUGGAGGACACUGAAUGGAGGUCAGUGAAGGGAUUGGCAGAGGGGGGUGGAGGACACUGAAUGGAGGUCAGUGAAGGGAUUGGCAGAGGGGGGUGGAGGACACUGAAUGGAGGCCAGUG
Messenger RNA from Staurois parvus, 332 nucleotides. The record is from the annotation of a GenBank genome assembly. NCBI's taxonomy places the organism in Eukaryota, Metazoa, Chordata, Amphibia, Anura, Ranidae.